GAGAGCGCAUCUCCUGGGGAAUCCAUCUCCACAUGAUCCCACCUCACCGUCUUCUCCCCACCAGCCGGGGGAUCUAAUUUGCUUUCCAACGCUCCCUCCAAGAAUGGAUUUCCAAGCCAACCAGACUUCCAACGAUUCCGCUCUAAACAUUUCAGAGCUGGGACAAGACUUCCCUCCCGACGACAACGGUGACCUCAGCUCCAUGAGUUAUUCCACCAUUAUCAUGUCCGUCCUCUUUGGUAUCAUCUGUCUGGUGGGCAUUGUUGGCAACAGCCUGGUGAUCUGCGCCGUCUUGAAGAAAUCCAGCCCCAGCAGCAGCGUACCGGAUAUCUUCAUUGUCAACCUUUCCUUGGUGGACCUCCUGUUCCUUCUGGGGAUGCCCUUCCUCAUCCACCAGCUGUUGGGCCAAGGAAGCUGGAAAUUUGGAGGAACCAUGUGCACCAUCAUCACCGCCUUGGAUGCCAACAGCCAGUUCACCAGCACUUACAUCCUCACCGCCAUGUCCAUUGACCGCUACCUGGCUACUGUCUAUCCUUUCUCCUCCACCCGUUUCAGGAAGCCCCCGGUGGCCGUCACGGCCAUCUGUAUGCUCUGGGCCCUCUCCUUUCUCAGCAUCACUCCCGUCUGGAUGUACGCCCAGUUGAUUCCUCUACCCGGAGAGCUUUUGGGGUGCGGGAUACGUCUGCCAGACCCUCAGUGGGACAUCUAUUGGUAUACCCUCUACCAGUUCUUCCUUGCUUUCGCCAUCCCUUUUGCGGUCAUCACGGUGGCCUACCAGAGAAUCCUCCUAAAGAUGGCCAGGUCUUCUGAAGCCCUCACCAGGCAAAGAGGCACCCAGCUGCGGAUCAAAAGGGUGACACGGAUCGCCAUUGCCAUCUGCUUGGCCUUCUUCCUGUGCUGGGCUCCCUUCCAUGUCCUACAGCUUGUCCAAUUAGCCGUCCAACCCACUUUACCCUUCUACUAUGCCUACAAUGUGGCCAUCAGCCUGGGUUAUGCCAACAGCUGCCUUAACCCUUUCAUCUACAUCUUGCUGGGGCAGAACUUCCGCCGGAGGAUCACGGUCUCUGACCAGCCAGCAGAUGUGGAAGGACUCUUCCAACAUCAGGUCAAAAGCGCCCCAGCAGACCCCAGUGAAUCUGGGCAGCCUUUGCUACAUUUGGUCUCUGUCUUGGCCAGAUAAGAGAUGACAAAUGGAUUUAUUUGGGUGAAUUAACUCUAGGGAUAUGUGUCCAUCCACCCCAUUUUUGAGAACUUUUGGGACUUUUGUAAAAAUGAUCUUUUCUGCUUUGGACCAUUAUGGCGUAACCUGCAGGAGCAGGGUCCUUAAAUAAAUCACUCUUUUGAUAACCUGGCAGCUUUAAGAGGUAUGGA
This is a messenger RNA of Protobothrops mucrosquamatus (brown spotted pit viper), 1371 nucleotides long. Its product is annotated as melanin-concentrating hormone receptor 1-like. Lineage: Eukaryota; Metazoa; Chordata; Lepidosauria; Squamata; Viperidae. The record is from RefSeq and is a predicted model, not a curated record. The transcript is spliced from 2 exons. Gene Ontology annotation, biological process: neuropeptide signaling pathway. Gene Ontology annotation, cellular component: neuron projection; membrane. Gene Ontology annotation, molecular function: melanin-concentrating hormone receptor activity; neuropeptide binding. The coding region runs from base 104 to 1180 and encodes 358 amino acids.